Messenger RNA from Fukomys damarensis (Damara mole-rat), 2247 nucleotides. RefSeq names its product SH2 domain containing 5 (gene Sh2d5). NCBI's taxonomy places the organism in Eukaryota, Metazoa, Chordata, Mammalia, Rodentia, Bathyergidae. Gene Ontology annotation, cellular component: postsynaptic density. The coding region runs from base 1 to 591 and encodes 196 amino acids. The transcript is spliced from 4 exons. The record is from RefSeq and is a predicted model, not a curated record.
AUGGCACGGACCCAAAACACCUCCGAAGAUCCAGGGGAAGUGGCCCCACGCUCUGGGGACAAAGCAGGGAACUGGACAUUCAUGGGGAGCAGCAGUGCUUGUGCAAUGCGUUGGCCAGACCCUGCUGCGUGGGAGGCAUGGCCCCGAAGUCCUGCUGGCCCCCCGUGCCUGGUGGAGAUCGAAGGCAGCCUGACAGAGAACAUCUGGGCCUUUGCUGGUCUCUCUAGGACCUGUGCCCUGGCCCUGCUUCGGAGGGACGUGGUUGGUGCCUUUCUGCUGUGGUCUGAGCCUGGUACCAGCAGCCAGUGGUGUCUGUCUGUACGAACACGGUGUGGUGUGGUACCCCACCAGGUCUUCCGGAACCACCUGGGCCACUACUGCCUGGAGCACCUGCCAGCACAGUUCCCCAGCCUGGAGGCCCUAGUGGAGAACCACGCUGGGAUAGAGCACAGCCUCUUCUGCCCCCUGGACAUGGGCCGCCUGAACCCCAUCUACGAGGGGCAGGACUGUGGGCCCGAGAGCAGGCCCCCCCGGAAUCUGAGGCCCCUCAGCCACGCCAAGUCUGAGGCAGAGCUGCUGGGCCUGGGUUAGAAAGUGGGUCCUGAUCACAGGCCAGCCUGGCCCUGGCUGUAGCCUCGGGAGCUGCUCCGCCCUUCUCACACCCCACCAGCCAGCUACCAGUUCAUCGGUCUCUGCCCCCAGACCAGUCUUCCAUCGCUUCACUGCCUGCUAUGGAGCCGCCCUGAGGUUGGGUGUGUGGCUUGCUGAGAUUCUAGGAGGAGCAGGUGGAGCUCCAGGCUUCCUGGAACUUCGGGGUGACUUCAGGGUGAUCCUUGUCUUAUUGGGUAACUUUGCUCCUUGCGCAGGAGCUUUUCAUGGGGAGCUGUGCAACCCCCUUCUGAGAAGGCCAGGCUUUGGGCCCUGACUGAGAGCCUCCAGAGAGCUCCUGAUAGGAAACCGGACCCAUGUGGGAAUGUGAGUCUGCCAUCUGGGCUUAUUCCCUCUGGCUCUUCACAGGGAGGGGCCAGUGCAGAGCUGCUCACCUAGCAGACCACAUUGGUUUGGUAGGUUUGGUGGCUGCCUCGGAAAGCCACCUGAUCCUGGUGUUCCCUUUGAUAUUGGCCUGGCCAUGGUGUCAGGGGCCACCUGUCUCAUCAGGUCAGUCCCAUGGGGAUGGGACAGAGCAGAGUCCCCAAAAGUAGAGCCCUGUCAGAGGGAGCUGGCCCUCAGCAGGCAGGGGAGAGCUGGGGAAGCCAUUCUAGUGGAAGGAGGUGCCUGAAGGCACCUGAUGAAUCCAUGCAUCGCCUUUGUAAAUUGCCUCGGCAGAUAAAUACAAAUCUCAGCCAAGUUCAUGUCAGAUGAAGUUGUAUUCCUGAGGUAAAGGCUGGGUUAUGAGACCAUCCUCUCUGCCGUCAGGGUGUGGGGUGUUCUGAUCAUUGCCUUGGAAGUGACAAACAGAUUGCUGACUCUGGGGAGGGAGAGGGCAGCCCCAACGGGACUGAGGGAAGGCGGACAUGCCUGAUGUUCCUAGCCGCCACCACCAGGACAUGGUCUUGGCUAGAGAAUCUGUCACUCUUUUUGGUAGUGGGGGUCAAACACAGGUGACAACUACAUCCCCAGCCCCCUGUCACUUUCUUUUGAAUCGGGUGCCACAGGGUUACAAGAAAUGUCUUUGGGGGGCUGUUUUUACUGGAAAUAUCGCACUGACUUCAUUCUGAAUAUGAGUGGCCAGCUGGAGCCCACCCUUCCUGGGCUCUGUGAGCUCAGAGAUUGCUGAUCUCUGGGGGAGGCUCUGGCCUCCCUCUACUGGCAGGGACAUGGGUUUGGGAAGUCCUGUACCUAGGAUGACAGCACCUGAGACUUCAGGAAGCCUGUCCAUUGGCCAGCACUUAGGCCAGGCUCACUCUUAGAGUUGCAGGGCCACUGUGGAAUCGCUGUGUGGAUAUUCAGCCUGUUCACAAUCCUCCUUGAGCGGCAUUUGUUGAUCAUGUGUUACAAAUAAGGCAAGAGGGCCUGGGAUUUAGCUCAGUGGUUCCGGCACCUGCUUUGCAAGCUCAGGGACCUGAGUUUGAUCCCUGGUACCAAAAAAACCCCAAACAAACAAAAAACAAAUAAGGCAAGGGUGUGGACUCCCCAUGUCUUAAUGACAGACCACAGUUUUGUCUUUGUUCCAACUAGCACCACCUAGGGAGCCCAACUUUCCUCACUGUGUGGACUGUGAGACAAAUAAAAUGCAUUUCUUCAGAA